AUGGCUGACAGCUGGGAGCAAGAGGAGGAGAGGCUCUCGCAGCAGGCGCAGGGCAUGAAUCUGAACCAGACGCCGACUUUUACGCCUGGAGCGCAGUCUUUUACCCCCGGCGCAAGUGCAUUUGUGCCAGGUCAGGCCUACGGUGGCUACCAGGGCUACAACCAGUAUGGCCAGCAGCAACAACAGCAGUACGGGGGUUACAACCAGUAUGGCGGUCAGGGCCAAUACUACCAGCCUCAGCAAGGCUAUCCACAGUACGGACAGCAAUAUGGUGGUCAACAACAGGGCUAUCCCAACUACGGCCAGCAGUACCCGGCUCAACAGAACUUUCAGCAGCAACAGCAGCAACAAGGCCAAGCGCCUGUACGGAUAGCAAAGCGAGGCGAUUCCGACAUGGCAGCUUCUGAGAGCGCAGCAGCCGCCCCCGCUGAGGCCAAGAAGGAAGCGCCUAAGGCAAAGGUUUUGUCAAUCGGUGGCGAUGGCGCGCCCAAGGCAAAGGUACUCUCCAUCGGCGGAGACACCACCACACCAAAGGUCGAAAAGACAGGCGGAACCAAGGUCCUGAGCUUGGGCACUCCAGCUGCCCCAUCUGCUGCCAAAGAAAAGGCGGAAAAAGAAAAGGGAACAGUGGAUGCUGGGUCCAAGGUCACGGCCGCAAAGGCCAUUGAAAAGACAGGAGAGCCCACCCCGGCAUCUGCCGGCUCUGGCAGGACCUCACCAACACCAUCAUCGGGCCGUAACAGCCCAACACCCAAGGAAAAGGCCGCUGAGAAGGCGGCCGCCAAGGCACAAGACAUCGAGAACGAGGUGGCCGAAGUCGUCGACGAGGCUACUCUUGCUGAAAUCUACGGCAAAGAGCAUGUCAACAUCAUCUUCUUGGGUCACGUUGACGCUGGAAAGUCCACCCUCGGUGGCAGUAUCCUCAUCUCAACGGGCAUGGUAGAUGAGCGAACCCUCGACAAGUACAAGAAGGAGGCCAAGGACGCUGGUCGUGAAACCUGGUACAUCUCAUGGGCGCUUGAUCUCAACAAGGAGGAGCGACAGCAGGGUAAGACUAUUGAAGUUGGUCGAGGUUUCUUCGAGACGGAGAAGCGCAGGUACUCCAUUUUGGAUGCUCCAGGUCACAAGACCUAUGUGCCCAACAUGAUCAGUGGCGCUUCGCAAGCAGAUGUCGGUAUUCUUGUCAUUUCCGGACGAAAGGGAGAGUACGAGACUGGUUUCGAAAAGGGUGGUCAGACCCGAGAGCACGCUAUGUUGGCCAAAACACAAGGUGUCAACAAGAUUCUCAUCGUUGUGAACAAGAUGGACGACCCUACCGUCGAAUGGUCCGAGGAUCGUUUCAAGGAGUGCACUACCAAGGUUGUAGCCUUCUUGAAGGGUCUUGGAUACAACCCAAAGACCGACAUUAGCAUGAUGCCAGUCAGCGCUCAGACUUUCACGGGUAUCAAGGACCGUGUUCCAAAGGAACUCGCACCAUGGUACGACGGCCCUUCUCUACUCGAGUACUUGGACAACAUGCAGGCGCUUGAGCGAAAGCUCAAUGCUCCUUUUAUGAUGCCCAUCGCUGCCAAGUACAAGGACAUGGGUACCAUGAUUGAAGGCAAGAUCGAAUCUGGUGUCAUCAAGAAAGAACAAAAGUACCUCAUGAUGCCCAACCGACAAACUAUCCACAUCUCUGCUUUGUUCGGUGAACAGGAAGAAGAAAUUCCCGGCGCCAUGUGCGGCGACCAAAUUCGCGUGCGAAUCCGAGGUGUUGAAGAAGAAGAUAUUCUGCCGGGCUACGUCCUCUGCUCACCAAAGCGACCAGUUCACUGCGUCUCGCAAUUCGAGGCGCAAGUCGUACUUCUUGACAUCAAGUCUAUCCUUACUGCUGGUUUCAACUGCGUGCUUCACGUUCACGCCGCACAAGAAGAGGUCACCAUUACAGCACUACUUCACAAGCUGGAGAAGGGCACAGGACGACGAUCCAAGAAGGCACCAGGGUUCGCGACCAAGGGCAUGAGUAUUAUUGCACGAUUGCAAAUCACUGGUACCGCCGGAAGCAUUUGUGUAGAGCGCUUUGAGGACUACCCACAGCUGGGACGAUUCACGCUCCGCGACCAGGGUCAGACGAUUGCUAUUGGAAAGAUCACCAAGCUCAUCACAGACGAAGCUUAA
This is a messenger RNA of Pyrenophora tritici-repentis Pt-1C-BFP, 2157 nucleotides long. Its product is annotated as TEF1, Translation elongation factor EF-1alpha (GTPase). Gene Ontology annotation, biological process: translational termination; translation; nuclear-transcribed mRNA catabolic process, deadenylation-dependent decay. Lineage: Eukaryota; Fungi; Ascomycota; Dothideomycetes; Pleosporales; Pleosporaceae. Gene Ontology annotation, molecular function: translation release factor activity; GTPase activity; GTP binding. Gene Ontology annotation, cellular component: translation release factor complex. The record is from RefSeq and is a predicted model, not a curated record.